Salarias fasciatus (jewelled blenny) is the source of this 1404-nucleotide messenger RNA. RefSeq names its product uracil nucleotide/cysteinyl leukotriene receptor. NCBI's taxonomy places the organism in Eukaryota, Metazoa, Chordata, Actinopteri, Blenniiformes, Blenniidae. Gene Ontology annotation, molecular function: G protein-coupled receptor activity. The transcript is spliced from 2 exons. Gene Ontology annotation, biological process: phospholipase C-activating G protein-coupled receptor signaling pathway; positive regulation of Rho protein signal transduction. The record is from RefSeq and is a predicted model, not a curated record. Bases 126 to 1049 code for a protein of 307 amino acids. Gene Ontology annotation, cellular component: plasma membrane.
GCCGCACACAAGUUCACAGAUUCACUUGCUUUAACGCUGGUGUUACAACGCGGGUAAAUAUAUAAUUCUUGGAUUCUGCGUUCAGCACUGUUACAAAUUACAGGUUGGCGCUCCCCACAGCGGCUAUGAAUCUGUCUGAGGAGGAGAGAGACGCCUUCUCUGGCACUUCAGUGGGACAGUGGAAUACAGUUCUUACCACAUAUUACAUCCUGAUAUUCAUCAUUGCUGUGCCUGGGAACGCCCUGGCACUGUGGGCCUUCUUUCACCAGAAGAACACGUCACCCACGAAAGUCUUCCUGAGCAGCCUGUCUGUCGCCGACAUCUCUUACAUCCUCAUUCUGCCCAUGCGUAUCGGUUACCACCUGUCGGAUCAACGCUGGCCUUUUGGAGACGUCCUCUGUCGAUUGUCUGGCUUCCUGUUUUACCUGAACAUGUACUGCAGCCUCUAUCUAAUGAGUUUCAUCAGCCUGGACAGAUUUGUGGCAGUUGUUUUGCCAAUUAAGUCCCAGUCCAUCAGAAAGCCUAAGUACGCAAAGGUGGCUGUUGUCAUACUUUGGGUGAUAAUCAUCGUGUCUAUGAGUCCUACUCUUUCCUUGAGAAAGACUCGAACCGUCUCGCCUGGCAUCUGCAAUAACCUGUACUUAGAAAAGACGUCUUCCGCUGCCCUGAUUUCCACUAUUGUUGCAUUUGCAAUUCCUUUGGCCGUCAUAACUGUUUGCUAUACACUCAUUCUGUUGAAAUUAAGGACGCUGGAUCAACAUGAAGAACGGCCAGUGAAAGACAAAGCUAUCAAAAUGAUCAUACUCGUUUUGAUGAACUUCCUGUUGGCUUUCGUGCCCUACCAUGUGUGCCGAGUAAUCUACAUCAAAAUGUAUGCCCCUGGUCUCACCAACGGACCCCCAGAGCCACUUGUGAGAGCAAAUCAGAUAACAUCAGCGCUGACAUGUGUCAGUGGUGUGCUCGACCCAGUGAUGUAUUUUUUCCUAAACCGUGCGUACAGGAACCAACUUCUUCAGCUGUUUUGUAGAAAACAGGAAACAAAUCUGUAAACAGCGAAGGUGUUCAAGCAAAUCUGUCAGUUUCCAUUUCGGGAUGUAUAAGAAACCUUCAAGUGUUGUUUAAGUUUUGAUGGUUAGAUUUAGUCAAAGAUAUGAUGCAUAAAUAUUGGAUUUGGAGUUCUAAUCUUCUUUUUUGAGGAGGCAUGUGAAACAUUAAAAUCAUUUCCUUGUAUAGCAGACGUCACCACGUUUGAUAAGAUGUCUGUCAUAUUUUGCAGGUUGAUUUAAUCAGCUGAUUAAAUCAACCUGCAAAACAUGACAGACAUCUUAUCUUACAGCUAGCCGUUCUUCAGGAAAUGGUGCAACAUAUUCAAUGCUUACAAUGCUUCACAGUUAAAAUUUGCAU